Molecule: messenger RNA, 1896 nt
Organism: Ipomoea nil (Japanese morning glory)
Lineage: Eukaryota; Viridiplantae; Streptophyta; Magnoliopsida; Solanales; Convolvulaceae
Product: serine/threonine-protein phosphatase 5-like
Exons: 12
Coding region: 175-1632 (485 amino acids)
Cellular component (GO): nucleus; cytosol
Molecular function (GO): protein serine/threonine phosphatase activity; protein binding
Source: RefSeq, a predicted model, not a curated record
CGCUUUACGACUUGUAUACAUGCGGGGACUAGGGCUAAUCACUCACUCGUCUUUCUCUCCUCCUCCCUCCGACCAUUUCACAAAACCGAACUGCUGCUGCUACUAAAGAUUGAUGAGCUCUGUCAUCUUCUCGUAACCAAACAACGCUAACCGCUUAUUACUACUCGUAUUAUUAUGCCCGCAAUGGAGCCGGAAAAUUCCAACUCUAAUCCGGCUGAACAGUUUAAACUCCAAGCCAAUGAAGCUUUCAAAGCGCAUAAGUAUUCGCAAGCUAUUGAUCUGUAUACGCGAGCGAUAGAGUUGAACUGCGAGAAUGCGGUUUACUGGGCUAACCGUGCCUUCGCGCAUACCAAAUUGGAGGAGUAUGGGAGCGCUAUACAGGAUGCUACUAAGGCUAUUGAGAUUGACCCUAGAUAUUCCAAGGGUUAUUAUAGACGAGGGGCUGCAUAUUUGGCAAUGGGGAAGUUUAAAGAUGCACUCAAAGAUUUUCAGCAGGUCAAGAAGAUAUGUCCAAAUGACCCCGACGCUACAAAGAAAUUGAGGGAAUGUGAGAAGGCAGUGAUGAAACUCAAGUUUGAAGAAGCUAUUUCUGUCCCUGAAUCUGGAAAGCACUCAGUUGCCGACUCCAUUGACUAUCAUUCCAUAGAAGUGGAGCCACAGUACACUGGUGCCAGGAUCGAGGGAGAUGUUGUAACUUUAGAUUUUGUGAAGAAAAUGAUGGAGGAUUUCAAAAGCCAAAAGAACUUACAUAGAAGAUAUGCAUACCAAAUUGUGUUGCAGAUAAGAGCAAUGCUGCAAGCAUUGCCCUCACUUGUUGACAUCAAUGUUCCUGAGGGGAAGCAUUUCACUGUAUGUGGUGAUGUACAUGGUCAGUUCUAUGACCUUUUAAAUAUUUUUGAGCUCAAUGGUCUUCCAUCUGAAGAUAAUCCAUAUCUCUUCAAUGGUGACUUUGUUGAUAGAGGAUCUUUCUCUGUUGAAGUCAUAUUGACUUUAUUUGCUUUCAAAUGCUUGUGCCCAUCAGCUAUGUAUCUCUCUCGAGGAAAUCAUGAAAGCAAGAGCAUGAACAAAAUAUAUGGUUUUGAGGGCGAGGUCAGGUCCAAACUAAGUGACACUUUUGUGGAGCUUUUUGCUGAAGUAUUCUGCUUUUUACCCUUAGCUCAUGUGAUAAAUGGGAAGAUAUUUGUUGUCCAUGGAGGCCUUUUCAGCGUUGAUGGUGUUAAGCUCUCUGAUAUUAAAGCUAUUGACCGGUUUUGUGAGCCACCAGAAGAGGGAUUGAUGUGUGAGCUGCUGUGGAGUGACCCACAACCUCAACCUGGAAGAGGUCCUAGCAAACGGGGUGUUGGUCUUUCAUUUGGUGGGGAUGUGACCAAAAGAUUUUUGCAGGAAAAUAAUCUUGACUUAGUUGUGCGAUCUCAUGAAGUAAAAGAUGAGGGCUACGAAAUUGAGCAUGAUGGUAAACUCAUCACUGUUUUCUCUGCUCCAAACUAUUGUGAUCAGAUGGGUAACAAAGGAGCGUUUAUCCGUUUUGAAUCCCCUGAUCUCAAGCCGAAUAUUGUUACAUUUACAGCAGUGCCGCACCCUGAUGUGAAGCCAAUGGCUUAUGCCAACAACUUCCUCCGAAUGUUCUCAUAGUAGAAAUUGGCGGGAUUAUGGAAGUUAAUGGUGAUAUAGAAUAGAGCAAAGUUUUCCGGUGGAAGAAGAUGUGGUCAAACAGGAAUUUUGUGGUGUGCUGUGAAUUCUUGGGAUAGAAAGGAAAUAUAAAGUUUAGGUGUUGGCUGUUGGCUUAAAUAACCGAAUGUAUGCCAUCCAUUGCUGUGUAAGAUUUGUUGUUUUCUUCUCUUCUAUUGCAAUUGACAAAUCCAAAUUAAUUAACAAAAGAAUCUCUUUUUCUUUUUU